Lytechinus variegatus (green sea urchin) is the source of this 3455-nucleotide messenger RNA. Its product is annotated as protein TsetseEP-like. The transcript has 4 exons. The coding region runs from base 423 to 1271 and encodes 282 amino acids. The record is from RefSeq and is a predicted model, not a curated record. Lineage: Eukaryota; Metazoa; Echinodermata; Echinoidea; Temnopleuroida; Toxopneustidae.
CAGAAGAAUAAAAAAGAACAUACAAUGCCGGUAUUAUACUCUGGGAGGCGUCUCUGACGAUGAUUCAGAAGGCUAUUGAUCCCACGUACACACUAGGGCUGGUGCAGCGUCUCCCAAUACGUGUACCGCAAAAUAUGCGAAAUUAUUUCCACAACAGAAUUUAAUUUUCGGUUGACCGGCCGCACCCCUCACGAAGCGGAUAAGAUAAGUUAUGAAGCCCAUGCAACAAAGAUCGACUAGGUUCUGACUGAAAUCAGUGUGUUUGGAGCAUUUGCAAUGGGGAAACUUUAUACAGGUGCUUUUAUAUGACAUGAUCGCUUAAUCCACCACAUAUAUAAGGAGAGAGUAGAACAUUACUACCAAGUGUGCUCGAGUUUGAAAGUUUGCUUUCAUACUUUAUCAUUGGAAGUUUUAGAAGAAAUAUGGAUGAAGAAGUGCAAGACUCCGUUACGGCUGAAGAGAGCGUUGCUCAAGAACAGCCAGAUAUAGCGCCACCAACGGACGCUCCUGCAGGUGCUGAACAAGAUAUGGACAAUCCAUCUGCAGGUGAUUUAACAGCUGAUGGAACAGACUUUCCUCCACCCCCACCUCCGGAUAGCGAACCCCCGCCUGAACCCGAAUCGGUACCCGAACCGGCACCUGAACCAGCAACUGAACCAGAAUCCGUAAGCGAUUCAGUACCCGAACCUGAACCGGUGCCUGAAACGGAUCCACCAACUGAACCAGCAUCAGAACCAACACCCGAAAUUGACGACGAAGCAAAUGACGUCACAGAUCUUAUAGACAGUGCAGUUGACCCGGAAAUAGAUGAAGCUGCCGUUGACCCCACAACUGAAAACGAGAUAAUUUCACAAGACGAGGAAAGUCAGGCACCUGCAGAGGUUACAGUUGACCCCGAGACCGAGUCCCCUGUAUCUGCAGACGGAAAUAGCACGCCCCCACCGAUGUACGACGAGGCACCCGAGGCAGAGAAACCUCAAGCAAUCUACCAAAACAGCAUGGUAGCAGAGGACACUGACGGCAUCACAACUCUGGACGAAGAGGUCCCUAACGGUCACGGCGUGAACGGUGACCUGGAUCCAAUAAUCAUGAUGUAUUCCAAUGAAAAGACAUCGUCGACGAGGGCUAGACUGAUCUGUUUUGUCAUGUUCUUUAUCGUGGUGGCCAUCACUGUCAUAGCACUGACCUUCUACUUAGUUCUUUACUAUGAGAACAGAGACAGUUCCGACUCAUCGGAAGGUACGGUGGUAACAACGCCGCGUGCCCCAUAGCCUAGAGCGGACUGACACCAAUAGCAAUGGAAACGGAUUUAUAUCGUCACCGUGGUAACCAAGCAUUCUUAGGCUGAAACUCAAGGAUUGCUAAAACAAAGCCAGGAAUACUGACCUGUCUUCGAUCGGAUGCCAGUUCUAAUAUGCAUGAACAUAAUGAGGAGAAAAAUUGAGUACCCAUAGCCGCACAAGUCCGUUAACUCUGACAUAAUAAGACGAUACAAAUGUAUAAAGGAAUGUAAAAUUGACCGUAUGGCCUUCCUAAGUUUCAGGGAUUGGAUCUUAAAUCUUAUGAAUACUCAUCCCAACGUUCUUUGAAAAAGGUACAGCUCACCUAUGUAAAAAAUUCUUCAUUUCAUGUAUCAUGUGUAUACCUUAAUGCUAGUUGAUAUCUAGAUUAUGUAAAUAUUUAUUUUUGGAGCGGAUUUUUUAAUGUUAUUUUCAUGAACGAAAUAACCACCUUAUAUGUUUGUCUGCAAUGUGACGUGAUGUUAUGAACGUCAUACACAUUGACUUCAUGGCAUCUCUUAGAGGCUGAAGCCAUUGUCACGCAUCUGCCGGUGAAUCACUGGAUCUGGCCCAUCUCCGAUCCGCUCUCCUUUUAUGUGACCUCCUACAUCCUCUUUGGGAGGGCGCUACGAGAUUAUGACGUCAUACGCAUAAGGUCUACUAUAUAUGGCUGUACCUGGGGUUCGAGCUGAACAUGGUAUAAUGCUACAAUAAUUCACGCUCUUUAGGAAAGUAUUGACUAAUUGACUCUUUCAACUGUGUCAUUCAAAAAGUUCAAACGCCAAGCAUUAUUGUUACAAUGGUCUCCAUAAAGAUGAAUUUAAAUGCUUGAGUGCCUAAUUAGAGAAAUGAUAUUAGUAAUAAUUAUAACAGAGCAGCUUUUACGUGCUCUACCAGGUGCCAUGAUCAUCUCACCUACACGGGUUGUGUGCAGCUCAGUAGUCGCGCUAAAGCCGGGGUAAUAUAGUUUGCAGCGCUUAGAAACAUUAUAUCAAGCGCUGUAAAUGUUCCAUUACGAUCAUUAUGAAUUACAUCAAAUUCCCAGUGACGUGAAUGAUGGUUUGAUUGGCCCGGAUAAGCUACGAGUCUGUAUGAAAUUAUGGUAUGCCGAAUAACAAUGGAAAAAGAGGCGAAUUAAACUCGUAUUACAAGAAAAAAAUAUAUAGGCGUGGCAAAACGAGGGGGAAAAAUCUUUCGCUCUCAUUAUCUCAUUAAGAUUAACAUUAAGCAUGUUUAGGGUGCCGACGUCACCGUUACUCUAUUGAAUAAUACUUGUAGCAAACGUGUGGGAAUUGUAUGAAAUAUAGAUAUCAUUUAAAUAUCUUUAGAAUACUUUGCUUUUGUUUUUAGUAUGAAAUGUUUUUAAUGUAUAUGAUAAUAGUGUUUAUGAGAUUGACUUUGCAGUACCGUAUCUUCCUGUAGUUUAAUAAAGAGCAUAUUGAGUAAGUGGUUGAAAAUAAUCGAUUAUAUGGCUGAAAUGAGUCUGGAUGAAUUGUAUCAGAUUGUUUCAGUCCUUGACCAACCUUACUUGAAUGUAUUUUUUGUACUAAAAGAAAUGUUUUCUAUUUUGCUAUUAUCCCUUUUUUCACAGCAAAAACUGUGGUGUUAACCGGUGUACAUAGAGGACCACAUCAGUUAUUUUACACCGGUGUUAAAUUGGUGGUGUUAGUUUUACACCUAUAGGUGUUAUAACAACACCUUUUUUGUUACAUUUACACUAUUUGGUGUUACGUUUAAUCUCUAGGGUGUAAUAUUAACACCUCAGGGUGUGGUCCUCUAUUAACACCAAUUGGUGUCAGUUUUAACAUCGCAGUUUUUACAGUAUACAUUUCAUUGAUUUUGAUUGAAAAUGUAAGAGUGACGUAAACUGUUAUAUUGUUCAUAGUUCCUUUUGAUUACGUGUUGACUUUGUAUGGGCUAUAUGAUUUGUGAUAUCAUCAGUUGGAGCAGUAUUGUCUAAUAUUCUGUUUGAAUUAGAAUAACCCUCAUAAUCUUUUUUUACGAUCAUGUUAGGUAUUGAUUGUAAAUUUUGAAAUAUAGGCCUAUCUAGUCUUUGUUUUGUAUUAAGUUAAUGAAUUGAAUGCUUUAUACCGGCAGGAAAAGUAAUUGAGUUACAUUUUAUGUGAAUGUGUUGAACUAGAAUCAUGAAUAUAAAUAAAUAUUGAUUAAUUUUUA